AUGUGACGUGGGCUCAACACCGGAUGCGCCGCACAGAGCAAAAGAAAAAUGGCGAAUCUAGUGGAGGCGACAACAAAUCAGCAGUUUGAAGAUUUCUUAGCCAAAGCUGGGAAAUGCCUGACUGUGGUGCAUUUCCAGGCAGCAUGGGCUCCUCAGUGUGGCCAAAUGAACGACGUGAUGGCCGAGUUGGCCAAGGAACACGCGCACACCACGUUUGUCAAGCUGGAGGCGGAGGCGGUGCCAGAGCUGUCGGAGAAGUAUGAAAUAAACUCGGUCCCCACUUUCCUUUUCUUCAAGGCAGGGGAGAAGGUGGACCGCAUGGAUGGAGCUCAUGCUCCGGAGCUGACCAAGAAGGUGCAGCGCUUGGCAGUCGCCGGGAGUCCGGUUGGAGCCGCGGAGAGUAGCGCCACAGACAUCAACCAGCGGCUGAAGAAGCUGAUCAACGCGGCGCCAUGCAUGCUCUUUAUGAAGGGGUCCUCGCAAGAGCCUCGCUGCGGCUUCAGCCGGCAGAUAGUGGCCCUGCUGAAAGAGCACAGCGUCCAGUUCAGCAGUUUCGACAUCCUGUCCGACGAGGAGGUCAGACGGGAGCUGAAGACCUACUCCAACUGGCCCACCUACCCUCAGCUGUAUGCGAACGGGGAGCUGGUGGGAGGACUGGACAUAGUGAAGGAGCUGGCUGAGUCCGGGGAGCUGGAGAACACCUGCCCGAAGGCCGUCACCUUGGAGCACCGGCUGAAGACCAUCAUCAACCAGAGCCCAGUCAUGGUGUUCAUGAAAGGCAACAAGGAGGCUGCAAAAUGUGGCUUCAGCAGGCAGACGCUGGAGGUUUUGAACAGCACCGGGGUCGAUUAUGACACAUUUGAUAUUCUGCAGGAUGAAGAGGUGCGUCAGGGGCUCAAGACCUAUUCUAACUGGCCAACCUACCCCCAGCUCUAUGUGAAAGGAGAUCUGAUCGGAGGUUUGGACAUUCUCAAGGAGCUGAAGGAGAGUGGAGACCUGGUGUCAGUGCUGAAGGGGGAGUCGUAGGUGGACCAGAGCCAACAAGAAGCCACUGCACAUGCCCAGAUCAACCCUGUAUCACUGAUGAUUAUACACAUGCUGAGGAAGUGAAUAAAAAUAAUUUAUGGAGAUAAAUAUUAGAUUUAACAAUCAAUGGAUGAAUCAUACUGUUGUAGCAUUUGGAUAAGUUCACAUUCUACUUUAAUUCAAAACAUUAAACUGCAUUUAAUGAGAUUUUCCUUUUGGUUUUUGAAGUUUUUCUCACAGUAAUUCUUGAAAAUACAUCUUAAGAAAUGUUUAAAGUGAAAGUUGAGCAAUCCCUGUGCUUGGCCUGAGUUUAUAAGUCCCUAUCUGAACAGCUGACUUGAGUUCAUAUUGUCUGUUGUCUUUAUUUGUUGGGGUUACUUUCUUCACCUGAGAGACAGAAAAACUGUGUUUAACUUCAUCCAAUAGUCACUCUGGUUUAAAUACUAAGUCUAUGUGCCACUUAUUGAUAGAGCUACAUUGUCCGUCAACAACAUUGUAAUUAAACAAUAAAAACACUUAAGAUUUGA
Molecule: messenger RNA, 1553 nt
Organism: Anarrhichthys ocellatus (wolf-eel)
Lineage: Eukaryota; Metazoa; Chordata; Actinopteri; Perciformes; Anarhichadidae
Gene: glrx3
Product: glutaredoxin 3
Exons: 1
Coding region: 49-1026 (325 amino acids)
Biological process (GO): intracellular iron ion homeostasis
Cellular component (GO): cytosol; nucleus
Source: RefSeq, a predicted model, not a curated record